CGAUCAUUCAGUUUGCAUCCGACAGCCAACCAUCCAACAGCAUUCGUGUAAAAGGUGUAUAGCGUAUCAAGAUUUUGCUAAAUCGCCUCAAGAGGUAUUUGCAAACUGUGCUUAGUGAAUUCAAAAACAGGUACAAAAAAUUCUUGCCUAGAUUUGUCAACCCAGUGACACUUGGGAAGAAGAAGAAUAUAAUCUAAAUAUUUCACCACCAUCAAUUCCUAACCAAAAUUGGAGUACGAGAAGAAACUGCGAUUCUCCCCACCUUACAAGAGCAAUCAAGCAUUUCCUUAAAAGUAAAAAAAGUCUCAUCAUCAACCAGCAGUAGCACCCAACCAACCUUUACGAGAAAAAAAGUCUAGUCAUCUCAAGAAAAAGUAUUUCCACCACAAGUCUCAUCUCGUGUCUUCUCUAAUCAAGCAAACCGAAACUAAACGACCCGUUUUUAUACCACGAGUCUCAUUUUUCCCCCUUAAAAAAAUCUAAGAUUUUACUUACGCUUAUUUGCUCUACAUUUUAACCAUCAAGUUAGUUGGUGGGUUAUCUAUUUUAUUUAUCACUGUGCGUGGCCGCCUCGCUUGUAUCAGGGUAGUCAGUACGUAAAUUGAUAAAUUUUUAUUCCACGAGGACCUUUGUGGUUUGGUUAGUUGUUGGUUGACUGACUCAUUUUUGGCACAAAUUUCUCUCCCCUGUUCAAUUUUACCACCGGAUUCGCCACAGAGUCAGAAGUAAGUAGUGUGCCUACUAUUUCGCGAAAAAGGGCCACCCGGGUCGGACAGCCGAAGUAGGAUCGAUUUUCUACCGGAGUUCGGGCUGGGCACUUUCUCCACCACUUUUCACCACACCACGAGACUAAACCAAACCAAACCACCGACAGAUCUGCAUUCCAUUACACACUGCCAGCCCAUCAACGUCGUCUUAUCGUCGGUCCUGUCUUAUCUUCUCCCCGCCGUUCUUUUCCAGUCGGUUAUUGAAAUCCCGGCCAACAAACGACUAUUUUACGAGACAAGUUUGUUCCUCAUUCGAAAAGAAAAAUAUAUAUUGGUGUCUUGUUCAUGAAAUAAUCUUCUUUGCGAGAGAGAACUGGCCUUGACAUUUACCGUGUCCCAGUACACACUACUGACUUUGAGCAUUCUGCAGCAAAACAGACGGACGGAUUUACUCGCAUUCUUUGCACAAAAGUGUGUCAACAACGUUUGACAUUCUACUCCGGGAGUAGUUUUUUUAACGAAACUUUAAUUCAGAAACUUUAUCCCGUUGGAGAUAUUAUAUAAACAAUUUUUAGUGGAAACCUGAAAAGCGGAAGAAGAAGCAUAAUAAUGUGGGUUACGAGUUGGGUUGGGGUCGUUCUCAUUGCAUUGUGUCCGAUUUGGAACAUUUGCAAUGCCGAACAGUCCCUUACAGACAUCCUGUUAAGAUUCGAUGACUUGUCUGAGUUCUUGAGCUUGGUACGAGGAAGUCCAUUUCUAAACGCGUCCCUCCCGUGGCGACAAGGAACGCUUUUCGCCCCCACCAAUGACGCCAUCAGGAAGCACCGACACCUCGGAGGACGGAUCGACAACCAUACUCUGCUCUAUCAUUUCGCCAACGUGGCCAAGAGGACAUCCGACUUGGAGGAUAUUUUAUCCACCGAACUUCCUGGAAACCCUCCAAUUUGGAUCACACGAAAUCCACGAUCUGACUCCGACAUAUACUUGAAUGAUGCCCAGAUCGAUUCUCGGCGAAGGAACUUUCAGAUUAAGAAUGCCUUGGGAAUGGAUCAAGUGCUUCACGUAAUCGACCGGGUCCUCGAUCCAACCGUUCCUGACUCAAGCGACAAUAAUUUACUCAAUCCGGAUGCAAGAAAGUUUUUAGAGUAUUCAUCUUCUUACAAUAUCACUGGGAAUCAUCGCAUCACUGAGUUUGCAAGACGGGCAGCCAUGCUGCACAAAUUGGACAUGUUUAAGGGUAUUGGACGCCACACGUUUUUCAUUCCUGUCGACGAAGCAUUCAAUCGAAUUCAGAUCAACACGGUGGACAUCAAGGUCAUCGAUAGUCACGUAAUUCCCAAUCAUGUAAUAUUUCUACGUCCUUCAGAGCUGCAACCUCCCAAGCGAUUAUACGACACGGCAGCCAUGGCCCCAUUUUUCCCCGUUUUGGUGGAAGUCGAAAAGGAAGAUCAGGAGGAUAAGUACAUUGUACGAUCGGACACGCGAUCCGCCACUGACCAGUUUCAUCUUCGAGGUGUCGUCCAAACCGAAGUGGUAAAAGGGAACAUUCCCGUCAAAAAUGGUGUUGUUCACCUCAUCAAUAAACCAUUGGUCGUUAUCGAUUCCACCGUGUAUCAAACCUUGGCGGGAGAAAAUGUGGUCGGUACUGGCUCUAACGAAAAGGAAAAUGGGCCCACGUACGAAUUCUUCAAGUUGAUCUCGGAGUACGGUUCAGAAGAUUUGAAAAACAUAAUUCAGAGACCACAAGGCAACAAGGGAAUCACAAUCUUCGUCCCGAGCAAUGCGGCCUUGCUGAGCCCAACCCUUGGAGAAUUAAAAGGAAAGGUCAAAGAGUUGAAUGACAUCAUUAGGUUGCACAUCGUUUUGAAUACUGUACGAUCCGAUAACAUUACGGAAGCUAGCGAGAGGGCACCAUUCCAAGUGGAGACUUUAUCCCCACAAAAGCAAUUGUUUUUCAACUACCAGACCAUCGACGGCCGACGAGUCUUGUAUGUGGAGGGAGGUGGCGUGAAUGCUACUAUUACUCAACCGGAUAUUGGAGCAACAAACGGUGUUAUUCACAUGAUUGACCGCAUCUUGAGCUAUGCUGACCAAAACGUGUACUCAAAGCUGCAGACCGACCCCAUGCUCCAGAAAACGUUCGAGUUGACUUCACAAGACUAUUUCAAUCGGCGAUUCAAUGAUUCCAAAUUGAAAUUCACCCUAUUUGCUCCGAGCAACUUGGCAUGGGAGAAAAUAUAUCGGAUUGCACCAUCUGAAUAUAAGAAGCUACAAAUGGGAGAGUUUGGCUACCAUGUUGCAAAGAUUAUUGAACGCCACAUGAUUGUUGGAAGGGCAUUCACAAUUGAACAAUUGCACGAAUUAUCAACAAAUGCUAGCGAUCAAGCCUUCCCGAUCCAAGCUGUUCAUGGUAUUCUUCGAAUUGAAAGCAAAGACGAUGUGGCCAGGAAAUUCGCCAACGACCCAAACCACCGCCGGGGAGACUACUAUCGUCCCGAAAUUUCGAAUCCAUACCCUUACUCGGUCCUGUGGAUGAACGAAAAAUCCAACGUGGUGCGUCCCAACAUAAACUGCACGAACGGCAUCAUUCACAUCAUCGACACCGUGCUGAUGCAACCUGACGAUGUGACCGUGGGUUACAUUGCUUCCAGAAGUGAUGCCCCCUCCAUCCCUUUUUAUCACCCACUUUUAAUUAUUAGCAGCAUAAUAGUCAUGUUUUCUCUCAUGUUUUCUCGCCCCCUUUAAUCUCACAGGUUGUUUUAUCUGCAUUUUAUAACACUUCUUCCCCACGACGGAAUUAGAAGUAGACUGAGUUUCCUAAGAAGAAGACCAUCCCAUUUAAUAAUAUUUUUCGAGUCAAUAUUUUGUAUUCGUGUGUAGUUUCUCUCUAAAUAAGUUAUUUUAGCUGUUUAUAUUGCUCUCUGACUCCGACUUUCUCUUUGUUUUUUUUAGCUUUGUAAGUUGUGUAUGUACAAGUUUUACUACUCUGAUUAAUUUUUAUUGUACCAAUACAUACUUUACAAUAAUAAUUAAACUAUGUAAAAUCUCAGGCAUUCCGAUAGAGUCUCAGUGAAUAAUCUUUAAAAAAUAAUUCUAGUAUUUUAAUAAGUAGUUUUUGUGCAGUGUUGGAGUGAAAGUUGUUAUUUUACGCGAGUGUGGUCAGAACAAGAAGACUUGGAUAUGAUAUUCCUACAGAUAAACACGUUGAUAUUGUCAAUUAAUAAUUUAUGGAGUACCGAUUGCCGAACAGAUGUUCUAAAUAAUAGAAACAAAGACACAGGAAAUAGUCUUUAUUUUGCUGCUCAUUCCUAUCCAAUCUUCCAGCCUAUGCAGAUUUACGUAACAAUAAUAAUUCCCGUUACAAAUUUUGAACGCAUUGUUAGCCGUUAAUUAUCUACGUAAAAAUGUGUAUCAUGUAUUUACUAUACGUAUUUAGCUUGGAUGCAAUAUUUGAAGGAUGAUGUUCUUUAGUUUUUAUGAUAAGGUGACAUUUACAAUGAUAAGAGUAUGUACGAAUGGAUGAUUUUUUUAAAUUGAUAUUUUGGCUUGCACUGACAUGAGAGCAUUUUUUGUACUUUAUUAAAUUUUUAUUUUGCGUUGAAUUAAUUAAUCGUUUUGCUUGUUUUUUUAUUUUGUUUUUUCAUUUCACAAAUCUUUUUCAAGUGUGGAUCAUCAUUAUCGCCAUUAUUGUCACGUUCGUAAAAAAAGUUCAUGAACUAAAACUGCCAAUAACUAAAAACCUCUUUUUAUUAACCAAUUAGACAUUACGGACUAAAACUAAACAUACAAAAUGUGCAAUCAUUUGAUAAAUCAAAAUAUUGACAAAAACUGCCAUGCACCAUCCGUGCAGUGAUUGAUAUAUGAAAACGGGAAGAAAUAAUAAAUCCCAACAAAUCUUCAAUUCGAACGCUAAAAUAACUGCGAUUCGGACCAGAAAAGCCUAUCAUCACGUACUUAUACUGUAUUUGUAGCAGCAGGAACAAGAACAAAUAUAAAAUUAUGCAAAGCAAAACUGGAUAAAUUAUGAUGACACUUCUUUAUCUGGUUUCUUCUGUACUAAAUAAACACUAACUAUAAAUACAUUGACUAAAUAAGUGGUGGUAGAUUAUACUAAUAAUUACUACUGAUAAGUAUUGUACUCGUGCCUCAUAACCAUAUUCGUUAUACUUGAUCAAACCAUACAUAAGGAUUAGUUAGACAGUGAUGCUUAUCAUAACUUAGAUAAGUACGUAUGUAGCUUCCGGUACAUUUAAAUAAUAUCUUCAUCAUCGUCGUGAUUUGUAAUUCUUGAUUAAAAUAUUCUUGAAGAAACAGUCUUUACGCUUUUGGAUGUAGUUCGCUCGCUGUUAAAUAUGUAUACAGAAGAAGAAAAAGUGACGCAAAUUACCACUAUAUGCUAAUAAUUCUGUCCAUUAGCUUAACAAAAAACAAGUAUAAAAAACCAUUUCACGUAAUUUUAAGAUACUUACAUAAAAUAUGCCAAAAGAAAACAAAAGAAA
Folsomia candida is the source of this 5206-nucleotide messenger RNA. RefSeq names its product fasciclin-1 (gene Fas1). The record is from RefSeq and is a predicted model, not a curated record. The transcript has 16 exons. Gene Ontology annotation, molecular function: cell adhesion molecule binding. Bases 1317 to 3452 code for a protein of 711 amino acids. Gene Ontology annotation, cellular component: extracellular matrix. Gene Ontology annotation, biological process: extracellular matrix organization; cell adhesion. Lineage: Eukaryota; Metazoa; Arthropoda; Collembola; Entomobryomorpha; Isotomidae.